Molecule: messenger RNA, 1208 nt
Organism: Hyla sarda
Lineage: Eukaryota; Metazoa; Chordata; Amphibia; Anura; Hylidae
Gene: GREM1
Product: gremlin 1, DAN family BMP antagonist
Exons: 2
Coding region: 120-743 (207 amino acids)
Biological process (GO): animal organ morphogenesis
Molecular function (GO): receptor ligand activity; BMP binding
Source: RefSeq, a predicted model, not a curated record
GCAGCAGGGAGCUCGCUCUGCCGUAGCUCUGAUACUGCCCGCAUUGCAUCUGCAGCAUCAAAUAUGCUGCGGAUGCACUCCUGUGUGACCCCACCCUUAAGCUGCAUUAUUAAUUGCUCAUGUCACCUGUUAGCCAACAGUUCUCUGCUGACCUCCCUAUACACAUGAAUUUGUGUUCAUGUGUUCUCAAUGGGGUGGAAAGGAUGAACCGUUUGGUCUAUUCAUUGGGACCCAUGUUCCUUCUCUUUGGACUCUUGCUACCAAACAUUGAAGGUAAUAAAAAAGUUCGUGGAUCUCAAGGAGCCAUUCCUCCUCCCGACAAAGGACAGCCCAAUGACUCUGAACAAGACCAGACAGGGCCAGGGAAUCGGGGCAGAGGUAAAGGAAAAGGGCAAGUUGAGGAGGUGCUGGAGUCCAGCCAGGAAGCACUACAUAUUACUGAAAGAAAGUAUCUGAAGAGGGACUGGUGUAAGACACAGCCACUCAAGCAAACCAUCCACGAGGAAGGAUGCAACAAACGCACCAUCCUCAACAGGUUCUGUUAUGGGCAAUGCAAUUCUUUCUACAUUCCCCGACAUAUCCGACGGGAGGAAGGAUCCUUCCAGUCCUGCUCAUUCUGUAAGCCUAAGAAAUUCACUACAAUGGUGGUUACACUCAACUGUCCUGAGCUACAGCCACCUACAAAGAAGAAAAGAAUAACUCGUGUCAAGCAGUGUCGCUGUAUUUCUAUAGAUCUGGACUAGCAUCAAAUUGGUUAUCCUCUGCAAUGGACUACACAAUACAUCCAUACAGCUGGACUGCACCCAUGCAGAUGGUUUUUUUCAUGUGUAUAAAGCUACAAUAUUUGGACUUCAAAUAAUCUUCUGUCAGAGCUACCUUCAGCCUUCCUAGGGUAACCUAACAAACAUUCUGCUCACCAAAGAUGGACUGCCUGUCCCAGUAAAGCACAAAGGGCACCCUUACUUGGAGUACAAAAAACAGAGUGCAAGUUUCCAUGUAUACAAUGUGUAUAUAUCUUAUUUAUUCACACUUACAUGUUUGUGAUGCACAUAAGGGGUAGGAUAAAAGUAAUUGUGUGUAAAGAAUUUUAUAACCUGGUUGGUCUAAGCGGGGAGCUGAAUGAAUCCUGCACAUGAUCAUAGCAGAAAAGCAAAUUUGGCUAAACAGUGACUUGACCAUUUUCACUAAUUGCAUUGAGUGAAAUAAAA